CACAUUAAAAAAGUGGUCUUUAAUUGCCUUUUUUUAUGUGAUUAUGUAAUAAGAUCAUUAAAAAUACAUUUAAGGCAUUUAAGUAACAUUUAAGUUAGCCUGGCCGGGAGGGAGGGGGCGCCAUUUUUCGAAAAGUACACAUGGGCGCCAAAAAUCAGGUCAAAUUUGGGCCCCCCCUCCCCACGAAAUCUUGGAUCCGCGCCUGGGUAUAUUAUACCUGUCAAAAGAAAUUAAUCAAUAAGUACAGAAGACAAUGAACGAUGUCAUCGAACGACGGAGUUAUAGGUCCCUGGAAAUAUUCAGUCCAAAGAACGGGCAUAUAACAUGUGAUUUUUCUACGUCCAAAGUCCAUAUAGGGUUAUGCAACUAUACGUGUGAAGAAGAGGCACAUUUUAUAGUCUGCAUGGGCAGAUAAAAUCUGAAGUGAAUUAUUGAGCAAUUUGAUGCUUGAAAAAUAAUCAUGCAUAUAUCUAUGAAUGUUACAUAAUAAUGUUUUUUAUUCACGUUUGUUGUCAGAAAAAAACUACCGAAUGCUGGUCUGAGAUAUAUGCGGGCUGAGUUUUCUCCACUCGUGGACUGAGCCCGCAUAAUUAUAUGCAGGCUGAGAAAAUCUAAGAGACGAGGUCAGUUUAUUAAUACCUCCAAUGCAUGGAUAAACAUAAAUCCUUGAUGAUUCGGUUGAUCAAACACUUUUGGGGUAGAAAACACAGCUUUUAAAACUUAUUUCCAAUCGACCUCAAGUCGAAGAGUCCGCAUAUCAACGUCUCUUUUUCGAGAACUGACUAAUCAUGCACACCCGAACUUUCUCAUUUCCAUUUAUUUUACGCUCCCCUCGAUAUCGCACUCGCUCUUUCGCAUUUGAACAUUCCAUGCCAAUUCGAUCGCGUGCCGGGCUUAGUUUAAGCAUGGAGCUAUAUAGCUCUAUGGUUUAAGUUUAUGAUUUUUUUUACGUCACUGAUAUACACUCUACGUUGGGUAGGUGUUUCAGGGGGUAAUGCAUGUGCUUUACCAUGAUAGGCAAUAAAAGAACAAUGGGCAAAUAAAACACGUUUAUGAAACACCCUGAUGGAUAUGAGUUUACUAUUUUCCGGUUAUCUGUUCAAUAUCAAAUCGCAAUCGCAACGUUAUAACAGAGUGUCUGCAGUCUCAGACCGGUUAAUAAGUAAGCAUGGCUGGGUCAUGCCCGUUGCACAGGCUAUUGUUAUCCACAUAUCUGUACCAGAUGAUCAAGUGAAAUCAAAGGGUACCUUUUCGUCAAUCAAAAAGAAGAGGCAGUCUCUCAUGAUGCUCAAAGCAAGGCAGGUCGAGUCAAAGAGAAAGCACAUCGACUACCGUGAGGUAGAUGCUGAAGCAGGACACCAUGAAACUUUAUUGACAUGGAGAACCUUAAUCAGGAAGGCAUACCGUCAUCGAGGUAUUAUCUGGGUCGUCUUGUCCGUAUGCAUCACGGCAGGCUUCUCUCUAUGUAUCAAGUUUUUGGAAGGUAGUGUGCCAGCUAGCCAAGGUUUGGUUAUCCGAGGAUUAGUCCAAGCCAUGUUCUCCUUACCUUAUCUGGUAUUUCACAAGGUAUCAUUGCGAUUCCCUCUCAGGGUGUUCUUGUUGAUCAUCUUACGAGGUCUCGUCGGAUCUCUCUGUUUCUUCUUGAACUACUUCGCGAUACAGUCUCUCUCCGUUGGAACAGCGAAAGCACUGGCGUACAGUUCUCCCCUCUUUACAGGCAUCUUCGGUCGUGCAUGUCUAGGUGAACGGUGUUCGGUUCCAAUAGUCUUCUUCGCUUUCCUCACGGUAAUCGCUGUCACCCUUGUGGUCCAACCACCGUUCAUAUUCGGAGCCGACGUCGAGAGUUACAACGCCAUUGGUCUGAUAUGCGCGAUCAUAGGAGCUGUCGUUCUGGCCGCUAACACAAUCGUCCUGAGAUUUACCCAGAUAUUUCGCGUUGACGUCCAUGCAGUUAUAGUUGUAUAUGGUAUCAUAUCUGCUCUUUGUGGCGCCACCACGGCAACGGUCGUCGGGGACUGGACGAACCCUCAGUGUGGACUAGACCGUACGUUGGUUAUCGGAAUGGCAGUGACUGGAUUCUUUGAACAGUUGACAGUUACUCUUGCUCUAAAGACAGAAACUGCGUUAGUUGUAUCAAUCAUCAGAACUAAUGAAGUAUUCCUAUGCUUUGCCCUCGAUGUCUUUAUUUUUGGCAUCGUACCCAACGUAUGGACCAUUGUUGGAGCGAUUCUGGUCGUUGGGAGUUCUAUUGGUAUGACAAUAUCGGCCCAUCAAAUGAACAAGCGACGGCUCAAGGAGAGGGAUGUGAAUGUUUCUUUUGAAGAAAAGGAAAUGGAUCAUGAAAACUGAUGCUUGACCUUAGACGAUUACAAGCAGUAACAAUAUUUAAAUCCUAAUGCUGUUAUAGAAUGUUUUACUCGUUAACACUGGUUAUGAUUUGUUGUUUUCUUCUUGAAUGUACUUCCCGUGCGAAGUUUUUUUAAUCAUGCAUUCAUAAAUGAUUUUUGUUUAAACAAAUUCAUCCAGUCGUUCUCGAUUCAGUCUUUGCGUAGUUUUGAUGAAAAUCAUAGACAAGAUUCUGGGGGAUUUACCAACUUUAACUAGUUUGGAAUGGUUGCAAAAACUGUUACGUUCAAGUCUAUACUUAGUGGUAUCUAUACGAUACGAAUUCUGCUUUUGCAAAAUGUUAUAAUGUCCAUAUACAGAACACAUAUAUCUAUCUAUACAGACAAAUAUAUGCAUCAAUUUACGAAAAAAAAUAUCCAAUUGCAUUUAUUGCACAUGUAUGUACAUAAACUUCAUGCGGAACUUCCUUUCAUAUCACUGGCGUACAGAUGGGGAAGCUUAUUAGGGGAUAUUGGACCCCCAUUUUUCACGGCAAAUGACAUGAAAAGGAAAAGGGUUGAAAUCAUGAUAUACUUAUCUAAGUAUGUAUUUUGUCACGUCGAAAUCAAAAUUAUUAAAUUAAAAUUAUUACGAAAUUAAAAUUUUGCAUUAAAAAGUUACAUUUUUUGCUCGCUCACUUCGCCCGCUCGCAGCUUUUCAGAUUUUUUUUCCCCCAAUACGCCAUAUGUGGCUCCUCAUUUUUUUAUUAUACCCUUGUUCAAAGAGUAUUAAACAGAGGUUUACAAAAAUCCAUGUAUUGUGGAUUUCUAAAGUUUAGAUUUUGUGAUAAAGUUUGAGAAAUUCUGAAGUAGCAUGGGCCCCAUUGCGGAAAACUAUUGCCGGAGAAAACUCUUGCUAUCUCCCCCCCCCCCAAAAAAAAAAACCCCAGCCCUAAUCGCCCUUUUAUGUCGGCGUUUUCUGAAAGAACAAGAUUCGAGAAUGCGAGACAUGAUACAUAGAACAGCAGAUACAAAUGUAUUUUUAUUGAUUAUGUGAUGCAUGUAUCAACAGUGAAUCAUUAUAGAAUAUAGGAACUAGUGUGAAAACAAAUAUCUAACAAAAUAAACAAAUGAACAGAAACAUUAAUACUAACUCCAUUCGUCUCAAAUACCCCCGCCUUCACAAUCAAAUCAGAUAUAGUUUAGGAGGGCGGGGGUCGUCGAUCGCCUGAGCGCUGAAAAUAGGUAUGCGAUUCGCUCGUCAUGUAAUACUGAAUCGGUAUUUUUUCCGAAAUAAUUUCCUUUAUAUAUUUACGCUUGAAAUCAGACGUUUUGUUAUGAAUUAGCAAAUACGGUUCAAAUAUGUUAAUUUUCGGUCUACAUUAUUUGCAGUAUCUUCAACAAAUCAAUGUCCUUACAAAACUAUCACUGGUAUUCAUGGUAUUAAUUUUGAAUUAUUUUGUAUUAAUUUGUUUUUUAUAGCAUUCUAAUGGGUAUUUGUGGUUAAAAUCGCAUGUGUGAUUAUGAUAAAAAUGUAUGAGCUCAUAUCAAGCUACUAACCACUUGCCUGGUAAAAAGUCACAAUACAAAUUAUUAGGAAAAUAUCAUUUACUUUUCAUAAAUAUUUUGAUGAAGCUAAAAUGUCGUACUGAGUUGGAAAUUUGAGGGGUUUUUCAAGAUACAAGCAUGGCCGUAUGCAAAGAAAACCCUUCAUUGCAAAAUUUUCAUAAACACUUUGUGUGCUAUUCUGUUAUUUAACCAGAAUAAUUAUGUAAUUCAGGGUUGCAAUUAGACGUUUGUUCAUUACGAAAUGUACUCAUUAUCCAGUGUUUUACUCAAGUUGAGCCGCUUUGGGUCGUGCUAUAUGUACAAUAAUAAAUUUCAGAUGAGAAGGGUAGUGUAUAAAAUUAGUCAAUUUCACUAUUCAAGCCACUUAUCUGGAUAUUCUUUGUUCACGUCACUUAUAGAACGAAAUAUAGACUUGCUCAUAUAGCGCUUCACACUAUAAUUAUCAGAAAUAUCUAACCUCUCUUCAACAAUGUAGCAUCAUUAGAUUCCCGAUUUGCACCACUUAAGGAGGCCUUUUUUAUUAUUUCAAGCAAUUUAGGGUGAAAAAUUUGGUAUACAUUAAUCAGUUAAAAGUGCAUUAAACUGAGGUUAUAUUGGACAUGAAGGAUUGAUAGCACUGAAUACCAUGUGGAGAUGCAUGGACCACCCACCCCCGCCUCCCCCGUCUGGCGAAGGCUGUGACUAAAUCAGCAUAAAAUGUGCGGAUACAUGGUAUAGGCCUACAUACAAAUUCAAGGUUUAUAAACAGAAAUAAGAAAUAUUUAAAGGCAAGAGAAUGAGAUAAAUGGCCAUCAAAUCACUUCUUUUGUCAGAGACUCUAUUUGCUUACAACAAAUAUCACAUGCUGUAUUCAGUACUGCUUAAAAUGGAUAAAAAUGCAAGUCUUUUGUAUGAUGAGUUUAUAAAAUACCUUUAUCGAACGUUAAUUUUUCCUAAAAUGCACAGAGUACUCACCCCCCCCCCCCCCUCCCUUGAUUACAUGAUGAGCAGACAUGACAAUGCGCUUCGUAACAACCACACCAAGAUAGCUACAUACAUGCACAAUAUUUGCUGGAAUAUACUGUGCGUAUCAAAUAAAAGUUCACACUCAAAAAUAAUCCUGUAAAAAUUACAUAUCAAAUCCUGAAGCCUCUCCCACAUUAUUGGUACAGACCUCUAUAAGCAAAUGACGAUAUAAAUAUUGAAAAAUCUUUCCGCUUGAGUGAGCAACACUCAGUUUUGAAAAGUUCGUGAGAAAUGAUUUGCGCAGAACUUGGAAAUAGUUAUAUGAAUAAAAGUAGACGUUAAUCAUGAAGGACACAUUGACUUUAGCUAGGAAGAUUGAUUUGAAGAUAUAUUUUACCUUUUUAAUUUGUUUCCUUGCCCACAACACUUCAUAGAGCGCCAUUGCACCCCCUCUCCCCACGCACCGAGGCCAUCGUCGUGAUAUAUGCUUUACACGGAGCUGUGAUUCACAUGAAAUGACUUAGGCUUGAAUUUCGUUUUGUUAUCACUGUCAAGCUUGGAAAGAGUAUUAAAUGAAAUAUGAAAUGUGGUCCCACUUUAAAUGAUAAAAACUUAGUGAAAGAAUGCUGGAGAUGUCUUAAAUAAACUUUUGUUUCCAUUCAGUUAUGUCCUUAGAUCCAGCUGGCCCCCCCAAAAGAUAAUGUCGUGAUUACCUAUAGGGUUAAAAUGUUAAUUUGGGUGACAAAGACGUUACAAAAUAUAUCUGUUUUAUUUUAAUUUGCUAGAAUUUUGUCACCUGCAGUUUUCUUUUCAUUUUCCCGGUCAUUUCCACUCAUUUUCAUUUACUAGUAAUUAUGAAUUCAUUUCAUGAAUGCGCAUUUAUUUAUAUUGUUUUUGGUUUUUAGGAUUUUUUUUACUCAAUCUCUAAUUGCAUAAUGUUUCAACUUUUGGGUUUCUGUAUCCCUCUUGAAUUUAAAAUUUGUGUUCUUAACCGUAGAGGGGGUACGUUUAUCACUUAUAUUUGUCCAUAAUUCGUCCAUAUAGUUUAUAUAUAUAUAGUUCUAUAUAUAUCACACAUUCAUACCGCAUACUACACCCCUUACAUAACGAGUACUUUAUUAUUGUUUAUUUAUUAACAUAUAUUGUAAAUCAACCAUUGGAAUUGGGACAGGAUUCUUUAUGCCACAGUAAUUCAGUUAACCUUUUCUGUCCCUGGCGUUCCAAUUGUUGAUAUUUUUUGUUUUGUAUUGUUUAUACUGUAAUGUAUUUUUGUAUUAUUUGCCGAAUAAAUAAUAAUAUUAUAAUAAAAAUGCAAAAGAAAUGUAUGAGAAAUG
Messenger RNA from Lytechinus pictus (painted urchin), 6172 nucleotides. RefSeq names its product solute carrier family 35 member G1-like. Gene Ontology annotation, cellular component: membrane. Lineage: Eukaryota; Metazoa; Echinodermata; Echinoidea; Temnopleuroida; Toxopneustidae. The coding region runs from base 1066 to 2349 and encodes 427 amino acids. The record is from RefSeq and is a predicted model, not a curated record. The transcript has a single exon.